Histoplasma mississippiense is the source of this 675-nucleotide messenger RNA. RefSeq lists its product as hypothetical. Lineage: Eukaryota; Fungi; Ascomycota; Eurotiomycetes; Onygenales; Ajellomycetaceae. The coding region runs from base 1 to 675 and encodes 224 amino acids. Gene Ontology annotation, biological process: cellular response to oxidative stress; response to reactive oxygen species; hydrogen peroxide catabolic process. The transcript is spliced from 4 exons. The record is from RefSeq and is a predicted model, not a curated record. Gene Ontology annotation, molecular function: peroxidase activity; heme binding.
AUGGCUUUUGCUGCUAGAACUUUCACCAGGGCUUUUGCUCGUGCUCCCCUUGCGAGCAGCUCCUCUUCAUCCAUCCGAACUUCCGGUCGUCAUGCAGGCCGUUUUGCCCUUCCCUCCCAAAGCUUCCGAGGUGGAUCCCGCAGGGGGUAUUCCUCUGAUCCUGGAGCAGGAAAGUCUUCUACUGGCUAUUAUCUUGGAUUGGGUGCUGUUCUAGCUGGAGGUGCUGGUGCCUUCUACUACUGGAAUAACGAUGGACUGAAAGCUGUUGCCAAACCAGCGUCUUUCACUCCAACCAAGGACGAUUACCAGAAGGUGUACGAUGAAAUUGCGAAGCUCUUGGUAGAAAAAGACGACUAUGAUGACGGAAGCUAUGGACCGGUUCUUGUCCGAUUGGCAUGGCACGCGAGCGGCACCUAUGAUAAGACAAGUGGCACUGGGGGAAGCAAUGGCGCCACUAUGCGCUUCUCUCCCGAAGGCGACCAUUCGGCGAACGCUGGCUUGAAAGCUGCUAGGGAUUUCCUCGAGCCAGUCAAGGCUAAAUUCCCUUGGAUCUCCUACUCCGAUCUUUGGACUCUUGCUGGUGCUUGCGCCAUUCAGGAAAUGCAAGGGCCGAAGAUUCCGUGGCGCCCAGGCCGCUUAGACAGGGAUAGAUAUCUUUGGACGCAUGGGUUUUGA